This is a messenger RNA of Gadus macrocephalus (Pacific cod), 2471 nucleotides long. RefSeq names its product succinate-CoA ligase GDP-forming subunit beta (gene suclg2). Bases 57 to 1352 code for a protein of 431 amino acids. The record is from RefSeq and is a predicted model, not a curated record. Gene Ontology annotation, cellular component: succinate-CoA ligase complex; mitochondrion. Gene Ontology annotation, biological process: succinyl-CoA metabolic process; tricarboxylic acid cycle. NCBI's taxonomy places the organism in Eukaryota, Metazoa, Chordata, Actinopteri, Gadiformes, Gadidae. The transcript is spliced from 11 exons. Gene Ontology annotation, molecular function: succinate-CoA ligase (GDP-forming) activity; ATP binding.
ACGGGUUACGAACACAUGGCUCUGACGUCAUUUUCACUUCCGUCCUUCGUGUCAACAUGGCGGCUUCCAUGGUUUCUCAGGCUGCCCUAAGAGGACUGCAAUUAUCAAGCUCAAAACAUCUUUUCCUAGACAAAUUCAAGGGUUCCCGGCUGAGCUCCAGGCGAUGGCUGAACCUGCAGGAGUACCAGAGCAAGAAGCUGAUGGAGCAGAGCGGCGUGGCCGUCCAACGCUUCUACGUGGCCGGCACGGCCUCCGAGGCUCUGGAGGCAGCCAAGAGACUGAAUGCGAAGGAGAUCGUGCUGAAGGCCCAGAUCCUAGCCGGUGGCAGAGGGAAGGGCGUGUUCGAUAGCGGCCUUAAAGGUGGAGUGCACUUAACCAAAGAUCCCACGGUGGUGGGGGACUUGGCGAAGAAGAUGCUGGGCUUCAACCUGAGCACCAAGCAGACACCAAAGGAGGGAGUCAAGGUCAAAACGGUGAUGGUGGCCGAGGCCCUGGACAUCACCCGCGAGACCUACUUCGCCAUACUGAUGGACCGCUCGUGCAACGGGCCGGUCAUGGUGGGCAGCCCCCAGGGAGGCAUGGAUAUCGAGGAGGUGGCCGCCAGCACCCCGGAGCUCAUCUUCAAGGAAGUCAUCGAUAUAUUCGAGGGAGUUAGAGAGGAUCAAGCACUACGCAUGGCAUUCAAUUUGGGUUUCAAGGGACCUCUGGAGAGACAGGCGGCAGAUCAGAUUAAGAAGCUCUAUGAUCUCUUCCUGAAAGUCGACGCCACUCAAGUCGAAGUGAAUCCUCUGGGAGAGACUCCCGAAGGACAAGUGGUUUGCUUCGACGCCAAAAUCAACUUUGACGACAACGCAGAGUUCCGUCAAAAGGCGGUGUUUGCCAUGGACGACAUGUCGGAGAGCGACCCCACCGAGUCGGAGGCGGCCAAGUGGGACCUGAAAUACAUCGGACUGGACGGAAACAUCGCCUGUUUCGUGAACGGAGCCGGGCUGGCCAUGGCGACCUGUGACAUCAUCGACCUGCAUGGAGGAAAGCCUGCCAACUUCCUGGACCUGGGGGGCGGAGUCCAGGAGAGACAGGUGUACGAAGCGUUCAAGCUGCUCACCGCCGACCCAAAGGUGGAGGCCAUCCUGGUGAACAUCUUCGGGGGCAUUGUGAACUGCGCCAUCAUCGCUAACGGCAUCACCAAGGCUUGCCGCGAGCUGGAACUCAAGGUGCCGCUGGUGGUUCGGCUCGAAGGGACCAACGUUCAGGAGGCCAAGAGGAUCCUGGCCGAGAGCGGCCUGCCCAUCACGUCUGCCGAGAACCUGGACGACGCCGCCAAGAAGGCAGUGGCCGCCAUUAAGAAAUAGUGGUCAUUAUUGGGGAAUAGGUGGCCACCAUUAAGGAAGAGUGAUUGCCAUUGAGAAUAGUGGCCACCAUUGAGAGAAAAUGGCCACCAUUGAUGCACAGUGACCACUGUUGAUGAAUAGUGACCACUGUAGCAAAAAUGGUGGCUCUGCCAUUGCCUUUGCCUUAAAACUGUGAUCCACCUCAACCAGCAGCUUAAUUAUGCUCAGCAGCCUUGUAUCAAAGGCCUCACCCAAUCAAGAACCCUGGCUCAUUUCACUGCCUCAGACCUAACUUAACAUUCGGGGUGAUGUUCUUAUCUUAGAAUUUCGAUGCAGCUGCCCGACAGAAAAAAAGUUGUUUGUCUCUGGCUGCUAUGAUUAAAGCCAUUUUAUUAAUCACAUUGAUUCUAGAUGAAAUAUAAUUUUGUAAUCAAACAGGACCACUAUUGAUCCGUCGAAUACCUGCCCUUACUGAAAGGCAUCUAAUAAGCACUCUCACUCUUGCUGCAUAGUGCUCAUUCUUUAGGGAUAGUAAUUGGUAAGUUCAAUCAUUUAUUUUACUUUUUGUGAUGUUUUGCAUUUUAGUGCAUCUGAAGAAAUAUGUAUAAAAUACCAAUUGCCAGACAGACGUGUAAUCAUUGUGUGGCAAUUAAAUCAAAGCAGAAGGAUAAGCACAGGGCCACAUCGUGCUUAGUUUGAGUGGAGAUGGGUAUUGCUUUGUGUGAGCUGUGAAGUAACAUUGAUCUGCCAGGGAAGAUCCACAGCAAGUUAAUGCCAAAAUAAGCCAACAAUUAGUGUUUUAUAUUGUCUCUGAAGCUAUGUGUAACAACUGCUAUCCUCUGUAAAAACAUACCGGGUUUUGCUGGUAAAGGGCUGCUUCAGUCGGUGGUAAACCUCUUGUGGUUGCACAUUGUCUUAUAUUGUCUUCUUGACUAAGGUAAAUUAUGUUAUUGUAGGUUUGCCAACUCAUGAAGUCACAGGAGAAAUGUAUUGCAGCUCCACUCGGAGACGAGCUUUAAAACGUUACCAUUGUUUAUUUGUCUUAAUCCUAAAUCUAUCGGGGUGAAUUGGGAUAUCAUUGUUGCAGUGACCAAACUAAGUACUUAACCGGACAGAUUAAUAAAAGUGAAUACCUCAGAA